GUUAAUAAUUGUGGUCUUCAGCUGGUUAUCCAGACCUCAUCAAUAACAGAUAAAAGCAAACCAUUUGAAUUCAGGAUAAAUAAAGAACAGUCAUCUUUCCACAAUAGACUUCUGCAGCAUGAUCUGGAAAAAAACUAUUCAGGACGGCAAGGAGACCAAAGAGUAUUAAGUCCCUUGGUGCGUAAUAAGCAGCUAUAUCUUCCAGUACCGUCCAGUCUGACAGAACUUUCUGGUUUGGAGUUGAAGCAGAAUACAGGUUCUUUAUCUGGAUUUUGCGACUCUUCUCUUCACACACCUACAAAACCCAGAUCCCGACAAAGGAACCACAGUAUUAGUUCACAUGCCUCAGAUAACACAAGUUUUGGGAGCAAUUCGUCAAUAACAUUUCCUGUAUUGCAACGUACUGCUGAAGAAAAAAUACUGAACUCUGAUAGACUAACCUUGGAAAGGCAAAAACUGACAGUGUGCCCAAUUAUUGAUGGGGAAGAUCACCUUCGCCUUCUGAAUUUCCAACAUAACUUUAUAACCCGGAUCCAAAAUAUUUCUAAUCUGCAGCAUCUUGUUUUCUUAGAUUUAUAUGAUAAUCAGAUAGAGGAAAUAAGUGGUCUUUCAACUCUGAGAUGCCUAAGAGUCCUUUUGUUGGGAAAGAACAGAAUAAAGAAGAUCUCAAAUCUGGAGAACCUAAAAAAUCUUGACGUUUUAGAUCUUCAUGGAAAUCAGAUUACUAAAAUAGAAAACAUCAGUCAUUUGAGUGAACUGAGAGUGUUAAACCUUGCCAGAAACCUGCUAACCAUUGUGGAAAACCUUCAUGGACUGGAUUCGCUCACAGAGCUCAACCUUCGUCAUAAUCAAGUCUCUGCUAUAAAAGAUGUGGAUACUUUGCCCCAUCUCCAACGUCUCUUCCUCAGCUUCAACAAUAUAUCUAGUUUUGAGGAUAUUCUGUGCCUUGCUGAUUCCUCAUCUUUGUCAGAUAUCACCCUUGAUGGCAACCCAAUAGCUCAGGAGACAUGGUACAAACACACUGUUCUCCAUCAUAUGAUGCAGCUCCGACAGCUAGAUAUGAAGAGAAUCACAGAAGAAGAAAGACGUAUGGCAUCUGUUGCAGCAAGGAAAGAGGAAGAAAGGAAGCGUGAAAGCCAUAAACAGACCUUGCUUAAGGAAAAGAAACGGUUAACGAUUUGUAAUAUUGCUCAUCAGUGGGAGAUACAGCAGAAUCGAAUAGCUCUUGUGGCUUCUUUAAACCACGAUAAAGAUAAUGACCCCUGUCAGAUCAAUGGCAGUGCUGCAUAUGUAUUUCCUGAAGAAAGCAGGUCUCUUGACACGAUAUUGAGCAGUGCAGUACAAGGCUUGUCUGUUCUUGAGUCUCAUUUAGUGGAAGUAGAAGGAGACACUCUUUGCUUGUAUGGUGCUGGAGCGCUGGAGUGCCUGGAUCGAAAUUGGAGUGUUCAAACAGCUGGAAUGAUUGUCACAGUCUCCUUUAUGUUCAUAGAGUUUGAUGAAAUUGUUCAAGUGUUAACAAAACUGAAGAUAAAAUUUCCUAAUUCUGUGCACCUGAAGUUUAAGGAGACAAAUCUUGUGAUGCUGCAGCAAUUCAAUGCAUUAGCCCAGAUGCAUCGCAUUGAGCAGUUGACAGUUGAUCCUCAGGGAAAUCCCGUUGUCAACUUUACUUUGUGGAAAUACUAUGUUCUGUUUAGACUGAACCAUUUUAAUCUACAGAAGAUAAAUGGAGUAAAGGUUACUGAAAAUGAUAUUGUAAUGGCGGAAAGGCUCUUUGGCAUUCUGGCAUAUGUAGCAUCUUCUGAGCUCCCACAUUAUCGCAUGCUUUCGUUAUUUGGAGAAUCUAGGAGGAAGCAAAUCCAUUAUCUGCUAGAGGGAAAGGGAAAGAAAUCUGGGAUUGUAAGUGAGGAAAGUAGUGAUAACAGAAGAAAUGGAGGAGAAAGCACAACUCGAGCAACCUUGAAUUACAUGACAAAGGACUUUCAUAUGGAAAAGCUUGAGGAAAUCAAGGAAAGAAAAACAUUUUGCCAGACGUACGUCGAGAACUUAGUGAAAGAAGCAGCUGACAUCAAUAUGAAAAAUGAGUUGUUGCAGAAGCUCUGGCCUCAGAUGUUCAUUGAGCUUGUCAGAGAUGCAGUGAUAGAAAUACGCAAUAAAAAUUCCUACAUGAAACUCUGCUUGCAGCGGAUCACUGAUCAAAAACAGUAGAGUCAAGGCUUGUUGUCUUGCAACUUUUCAGUAUUCUAUGACGGUUUACAAACUUAAAAAAAUAGAAUAUAAAAUUACCAUUACUAUGGCAUACUUCAUACCCCACCCAAAGGGAUGCCUUUACAUCUUGUGUAACACUUGAUUAGUUUUGAAAUAAAAGUUUACGUGCGUACUGCUUUAACAAUGCUUCCUUGGCUAAAGUGAUGAGACAGCGUAGAGGUAACGUGGUGGUUGUCGUGGUUUACUGAGUUGUUUUUUGGGUUUUUUUCUGCUACUCUUGCUUCUGCAGUGCUACAGCA
Phaethon lepturus (White-tailed tropicbird) is the source of this 2504-nucleotide messenger RNA. It is a transcript of the gene LRRC49, whose product is annotated as leucine rich repeat containing 49. NCBI's taxonomy places the organism in Eukaryota, Metazoa, Chordata, Aves, Phaethontiformes, Phaethontidae. Gene Ontology annotation, molecular function: protein binding. The record is from RefSeq and is a predicted model, not a curated record. The transcript is spliced from 16 exons. The annotation marks the transcript as partial.